CGCUGUCGCGAUUCGAUCGGAAGCGAUCACCUUUGCACUAACACCGAUUUCCAAUUCCGUAACCGUUUCCACGACCGUGGACCGUGUAGAGCAGACCGCCCGCCAGUGUAUGUGCGUGUCACUGUUGAAGUGUCGACGUUGUCACCUUAGGAGAAUUUACCUGUCCGCGCACGAGUCUUGCGAAGUAAAAAUCGCAAUUCGCAACUAUAGAACAAUCAUUAUUUACGCUGCACAAAAUUGUUGUAAUUAUUAUUUCUUACGCACACUAUACCGUGUCGAUUAUCGGCCGCCGUCGCGUUAAUAAUAAUAAUACAAUAUCAUUUUAUGAGUAUAUAUAUGUAUGUGUAAUGUAAUUAUAUUUAUAAAUAAUUUGCAACACUCAUCCGUCGUCCACGACAAACGUGGGCCCCCGGGACGUCUGUCGCUCGCGUUAUCGGAAUUUUCCGUUUAUUAUUAAACUGUUUCAUCAUUUAAAUCACGACUGCAGUGUACACCUAAUUAAAAGUAGUAAAAUUUGCUUAUCGCCGACUUCAACGCGAUACGAACAACAGCCGGUUCAAGUGAUUAAAAGAGGAGGAAGUUACGAGUCAUUUGGAUUUCGUACUUUUGUAGCCGGUUCUACAAUUCACUGCCAUCGCCGACUGUCGUCCCGCGUCUGUCAGUCACUGCUCGGCGCUCGCACUAAUAGCCGUUUACUCAUUCGAGUGCCGUCGUCUCUCGUGAACUACGUUAAGAGUCAGUAUUGUCGCUGUCGGUAUGUCUGUCUGAACUUUCACUGUGGCUAAAGUACGUUUCUAACUUGGUUUCCCCAGUGGCUGAAGAGAUAAUAAGAUUGUUUUCUGUAUUAAUUCGACAUCCGACGAAAAGUACUUAUUUAAUUCAUUAUGAGUGAUGACGGUGAUAUUAUUCCAAGUGUUAUGCAAAAUGGUGGAAAUCAAUAUAAAAUAAAAGAGAAUUCAUUUUUACCUAGUGUUGUUGAUGAAAAUAACACAAAAAUGAGUUUUGACAACUCAAAACCAGCAGAAAACUAUGGGCCAGACCAAGUUUUACCUGCUUCUCAAAAAUAUACAAGUGAAGCGAAUGGUCGAGUUACUUUAAGAAUUGAGGCUGGUUCAGAUAUUACUCCCAUAUCUGUACCUGGACUUUUAACUAGAAGUGCUGAAAAAUAUGGAGAUCUACCUGCUUUAAAUUAUAAAUCUGACAAUAAAUGGGUCAAAGUUACUUACAAAGAAUAUGAACAAAAUGUACGAACUGUUGCCAAAGCAUUUAUAAAGUUGGGCCUUGAAAGAUUUCAUGGUGUUUGUAUAAUCGGUUUUAAUUCUCCAGAAUGGUUUUAUUCAGACUUGGGUGCUAUUUAUGCUGGUGGUUUCGCUGCUGGAAUGUAUACAACAAAUCUUGUGGAUGCUUGUUUCCACUGUUUAGAGACAAGUAAAGCAAAUAUAGCUGUAGUUGAAGAUAGCAAACAAUUAGAGAAAAUACUAUCAGUAAAAAGUAAAUUACCCCACUUGAAAGCCAUCAUUCAGUAUGAAGGAAAACCUACUGAAGAGGGUGUUUUAUCUUGGGAAGAUGUAAUGAGAAUUGGAUUAGCUGAAUCUGAUGAAAAAUUAAAUGCUAUUUUGAAAACCAUGGGAGUCAAUGAGUGUUGUACAUUAGUUUUUACGUCUGGAACUGAAGGUGCAUCAAAAGCUGUCAUGGUUAGUCAUGAUAAUCUCACAUAUAAUGCACAUAUGAUCACAACAUUUUUGUCCUUAGUCGAUGGCAAAGAAGUUCUUGUAUCAUAUUUACCUUUGAGUCAUGUAGCAGCACAAAUCACUGAUAUAUAUAGUGCGAUCACUUUAGGGGCUCAAGUAUAUUUUGGUGAAAAAGACGCUUUAAAGGGUUCUUUAGUGAGUACACUUCAAGCUGCUAGACCUACAGUGUUUUUGGGUGUUCCUCGUGUUUGGGAAAAAAUCAAUGAAAAGUUAGUGAGUAUUGGCCGAAAAUCAGGUUCAUUGAAAAAAUACAUUGCUGAUUGGGCUAAAGAAGUUGGCUUAAAUCAUUAUGAAGAUGCAAUGAAAGGAGUUGAAAGAGAAACAUAUUCGUAUAAAUUCUUCAGAUGGUUAAUAUUUAGUCGCAUCAAAAGUGCUAUUGGUUUCGAUAGAUGUAAAUAUUUUAUUUCAGCUGCUGCUCCUAUAUCAGUAGAUAUAAAGAAGUAUUUUAUGAGUUUGGAUAUACCCUUAUGCGAAGCAUUUGGAAUGUCUGAGUGUGGAGGUGCACAUACGCUGAGUAAUCCAAUCGAUGAAAAUGUUGCUGGUGUUGGAAAAACAUUAGAAGGAGUUAGGUCAAAAAUCGACAAACCUGAUAAGGACGGUAACGGCGAGUUGUGUGUUUAUGGACGUCAUGUGUUUAUGGGUUAUUUGAAUAUGCCAGAUAAAACCGAAAGUACCUUAGACACUGAUGGAUGGCUUCAUUCUGGUGAUAUUGCCCAAAUAGAUGAUAAAGGAUAUGUUACUAUUACUGGAAGGAUAAAGGAGUUAUUAAUCACAGCAGGCGGAGAGAACAUACCUCCUGUUUUGAUUGAAAAUAAUGUUAAAGCUGAAUUACCAGUUAUUAGCAAUGCUUUCUUAAUAGGAGACAAGAGAAAAUUUUUGUCAAUAUUGUUAUCUUUAAAGUGUGAAGUAAAUGCUGAAACUGCUGAGCCACUUGACACUUUAACACCUGAAGUGAUUACAUGGCUAUCGUCACUUAAUUGUAAUUUUACCAAAGUGUCAGAGGUUGUAGCAAAUAAACCUAAAGAAGUAAUGGAUGCCAUACAAAAAGGUAUUGAUGCAGCAAACAAGAAAGCUAUAUCUAAUGCACAGAAAAUCCAGAAAUUUACACUUCUACCUGUUGAUUUCUCCUUGCCUACUGGUGAAUUAGGUCCUACAUUAAAAGUCAAGCGUCCAGCGGUGAAUGAUAAAUACAAAGAUUUAAUCGAAGAGUUCUACAAAAACUGAUAAAACUGUAUUGAUUUAAUAUAAUUUUUAUUUGUGUUACUCAAUUAAUUAUACACUACACAAGAAAGGAAAAUUAAAAAAUACAAAUUGUUAACACAGGGUGCUUGAAUAAGUAAUUUUCUUUCAUUUUGUACCAGUGAAACAUCUGUAAACUUAUAAAAAAAAUUUUUUUUUGAAAUUGUAUAUCUUCUUCUUUAUCCCUUGAAACUAUUGUUGUUGUACUUAAAUAAAUAUGAGUAAGUUAUUUUUAAUUAUAUUUCCUGUUACCUUGUGAUCUGAA
This is a messenger RNA of Melanaphis sacchari, 3255 nucleotides long. RefSeq names its product very long-chain-fatty-acid--CoA ligase bubblegum-like. The transcript has 17 exons. The record is from RefSeq and is a predicted model, not a curated record. Lineage: Eukaryota; Metazoa; Arthropoda; Insecta; Hemiptera; Aphididae. Gene Ontology annotation, molecular function: long-chain fatty acid-CoA ligase activity. Gene Ontology annotation, cellular component: membrane; endoplasmic reticulum. Bases 885 to 2975 code for a protein of 696 amino acids.